This is a messenger RNA of Oppiella nova, 825 nucleotides long. The record is from the annotation of a GenBank genome assembly. Lineage: Eukaryota; Metazoa; Arthropoda; Arachnida; Sarcoptiformes; Oppiidae.
AAUUAUAAUAGAAAUUUAUUUAGAAAUUUAGACUAAAAUGAUGACGACUUCCAGAGAUUUCACGGCAAAAGUAGUGCUGAUCACCGGCUCAAGCAGUGGUAUCGGUGCUGUCACUGCCGUAGAGUUCGCUCGACUCGGGGCUCAAGUGGUAGUCACCGGUCGCAGGAGGGAUAGGGUGUCCGCUGUGGCCAAACAGUGCGCUGAGGCGUCGCCUACCGGUGCAAAAGCCCUGGAAGUGGUGGCCGAUGUCACCAACGACGACGACUGUCGCCGAUUAGUCUCCGACACUAUUAAGACGUUCAAAAAGUUGGACAUUUUAGUCAACAACGCGGGUCGGGGUGUAGGGUCGAGCAUAAGGGACGGGGAUAUCCUCGAUAAGUAUGAGCUCAUUAUGAACACAAAUCUCCGGUCAGUCGUACGGUUGACUCACUUAUGUGUCGAGCAUUUGGAGAAAACUAAGGGUAAUAUCAUUAACAUGUCAAGCAUUUUGGCCAUUAAACCGAAAGGGCUUUUCCAUUACUCAAUGUCGAGGGCGGCGCUGCAAAUGUUCACAAAGUGCGUAGCGCUUGAGUUGGGCCCCAAAGGCAUCCGGGCUAACGUUGUCCAUCUCGGUCCCACAAACACAGAGGCUAUGAGAGUGCGUCUAAUAGCAAAUAAUGUAAUAUCUGAUGAUAUAAUGGAGUGGAUGGCAAAGAUCCCGUUGGGACGGGCGGGUGAGCCCAUGGAUGUGGCAAAAGUUUUGUUGUAUUUGACGUCAAAUGACGCGUCGUUUGUGACCGGAUCCAACUUCGUGGUCGACGGAGGCCUACACACUGUAUAACCCCC